GAUCGACGUCCAAAGCUGAUGUUGGAUUUUUCUCUCUUCAUCCUCCAUCCGGACGGCUUUGGAGGUGAUAUAUGCCAGCACCGGUCGAUAUCCUCUCAUAGUCGCCAUCACCCUUACUGAUCUGCAGUAAUAAGAGCGCACCUCCACAUACCCGUACACGUGCAGGACACAGCCAGUGGUAUCCUGCCUCGCCUUCCAUCGACUUGGUCAUCCAAAGCUAUCUUGAUAAUUCGCCUGUGCUUCGAUCAUAAUAAUACUCGUCUUCAUCCGGUCGCUCUCCGGUCGGUUUCAAUCCCCCCGUUUUUUGAUGGCAUCAUCCGAAAUGGCAGCGGUGGAAAACCCGGAGAAGAUGGCUGCAGUUGAGGCCAGCGCAGAGGAACGCCCUUCGACCGAAUUGGUCAAUGCAUCCGGUCAUCGUCAAGAGCUCGAACGAAACUUCAGCUUGCUCAGUAUUUGUGCCGUCGCUGUUACUACAGGAAACACAUGGAUUGCUCAAGGUGGCAGUUUAGUCACUGCUAUGUAUAAUGGAGGACCAGCCGGAGUUAUCUAUGAAUUCAUUGCUGUUUCCGUCUGUUACUGGAUGGUCGCAGCAUCUAUUGCAGAGCUCGCAUCAGCGAUGCCUUCUGCCAGUGGUGUCUACCACUGGGCCUCGAUCACUGCUGGAAAAUAUGGCCGUAUUUGCGGAUUCUUUGCUGGAUUCUGGAACUGUCUUGCAUGGAUCCUUGGAGCUGCCUCCAUGUCCGCCAUCUUGGGCCAACAGACUGUCUCCAUGUACGCGCUUAUGCAUCCUGACUUCGUCCCUCACGCAUGGCACACAUUCAUCAGCUUCAUCAUCUGCACCUGGAUGUGCUGCUGCAUUGUGCUCUUCAUGAACCGCUUCCUCCCCCACAUUGGUAAUCUUGGCAUGUUCUUCAUUCUUGCCGGUGUGUUCAUCACUAUCAUCGUCUGUGCCGUAAUGCCUCAUGUCAACGGCCAAGCAUAUCUCGACGAUAAGACAGUGUGGCGCACCUGGAAUAACCAGACCGGCUGGUCGAGCAACGGCUUUGUCUUCGUUGCAGGAAUGCUCAAUGGUGCUUACAGUGUUGGCACUCCCGACUGCUCUAGCCACCUUGCAGAGGAAAUCCCACGGCCCAGUCGCAACAUCCCUAAGGCCAUCCUUGCUCAGAUGUCUGUCGGCUUCGUCACCGGUCUGCUCUAUAUGAUCGCCGUCUUCUAUUCCAUCAAUGACCUCGACCUGAUCUACCGCCAGGCCACGGGUACUCGAAGUGGCUCCCUUGGACUGCUGGUCGUUGCCUUCCUGCCCACUGUCAUCACAUGUGCUGGUUGCUACAUCACCGCCGGCCGUACCCUGUGGACCAUUUCUCGUGAUGGAGCGACCCCCUUCUCCGGCUGGCUCGGACGUAUCAAUACCCGGAUGCACAACCCUUUCAACGCAACCCUAGUCUGUGGUGUGAUUAUUACCAUCCUUGCUUGCAUUUACGUCGGAUCAACCACCGCUUUCAAUGCCUUCGUCGGUUGUUUCGUGCAGCUGUCCUCUCUUUCCUACCUCGCCGCCAUCCUCCCUCAUGUCCUCACCCGCCGCUCGACCUUCCAACCUGGCUACUUCUGGAUGGGACGCAUCGGCUACGUCAUCAAUACCCUUAGCUCCAUCUACAUCAUCGCCUUCAUUGUCAUCUUCUGCUUCCCCUACUCCAUGCCCACCAGCGCUGCUACGAUGAACUACGCCAGUUUGAUGACCGGUGCUCUGACCAUCUUCGUGGCCAUCUGGUGGUUCGUCCGUCGGGGCUCCUACGAAGGACCCAAGAACAUUCCUCUGACCGACAAGGCCAUCCUGGACGACGCGAAGUAAAUGUGCGGUCCGAAAAGGUCAAUGCUGGCAUCGGAUAUUCUGACAUUGUUCCAUGAAGUCACAACGCGAUGGUUCUGCCUUUCUCUCUGCAGUUAUCUGCCUUCCUCUCUGCAGUGUAUCGGCGAUGAUAUGAGUGAAUAUUUUGGUGCGACUCAUGAUCUAUAUGUAUUUUAAUUCCCGUUCAAAAGGCUUGGUGCAAUUAUAGAAUCACAAUAAUACCCCUAUAUGAAUUUGAA
This is a messenger RNA of Aspergillus novofumigatus IBT 16806, 2085 nucleotides long. Its product is annotated as putative choline transport protein. The coding region runs from base 323 to 1849 and encodes 508 amino acids. Gene Ontology annotation, biological process: transmembrane transport; amino acid transport. Gene Ontology annotation, molecular function: transmembrane transporter activity. NCBI's taxonomy places the organism in Eukaryota, Fungi, Ascomycota, Eurotiomycetes, Eurotiales, Aspergillaceae. The record is from RefSeq and is a predicted model, not a curated record. The transcript is spliced from 6 exons. Gene Ontology annotation, cellular component: membrane.